Messenger RNA from Arachis stenosperma, 628 nucleotides. Its product is annotated as histone H4. The coding region runs from base 58 to 369 and encodes 103 amino acids. Gene Ontology annotation, molecular function: protein heterodimerization activity; structural constituent of chromatin; DNA binding. Gene Ontology annotation, biological process: nucleosome assembly. NCBI's taxonomy places the organism in Eukaryota, Viridiplantae, Streptophyta, Magnoliopsida, Fabales, Fabaceae. The record is from RefSeq and is a predicted model, not a curated record. The transcript has a single exon. Gene Ontology annotation, cellular component: nucleosome.
CACUACACUCGUCACUCAUUGUAUUUCUUUUGGAGUAGCAUCCAAUCAGCAUCAGCCAUGUCUGGAAGAGGAAAGGGAGGUAAGGGCCUCGGAAAGGGAGGAGCUAAGCGUCACCGUAAGGUACUGAGGGAUAACAUCCAGGGUAUCACCAAACCCGCCAUUCGCCGUCUCGCAAGGCGUGGCGGUGUGAAGCGUAUCAGCGGUCUCAUUUACGAGGAGACACGUGGUGUUCUCAAGAUCUUCCUUGAGAACGUCAUUCGUGACGCCGUGACCUACACUGAGCACGCUCGCCGCAAGACAGUUACUGCCAUGGAUGUCGUCUAUGCUCUCAAGAGGCAAGGCAGGACUCUCUAUGGUUUUGGAGGCUAAACCUCAUCUCAAAUUGGGGAUUUUUAGCAUUGUUUACGGAAUUAGGGUUUAUUAUAGUCUCUGCUUCGAUGAAUAUGCUUUUGUUCAUAUUAUAUUGUGGACUAGCUCUUCAAUUGAGUAUUUAACAAUGCUUUUAGUUGGCUCUGAGUUUAUAUUGUGGAUUAGUCAUAGGUAGAAGUUGUUGUUUCAAUCUGAUUGUAGCUCUGGUUUCGUGCAAUACGAAAUUUAUAAUAGUACAUGAUGUUCCGCUUCUGCCUCA